AUUUCAGACUUCAGAAAAGCAUUUCAACUUUUUGACAAAGAUGGCAACGGAAAAAUAACCGCGGACGAGCUUUUCGACGUCAUGCGAUCUUUGGGUCAGAAACCAAGCGACAGUGAAGUGGAGGCCAUGAUUCAACAAGCUGAUCAAGAUGGUAACUAGUCAGACUUAAACACAUUUAUAUGCUCGGGAGGGGGAGUAGGAGGAUUCGGGUCACUCGUCGUUUUCAGGAGCACCCAACGAAGGUUUUCUGGCAAAUAUCUGUUCGGAGCCCUCUAGAAUGGCUAAAAUUUUCGAGAGCCCAAGAACAGCUAAAAAUUUCGAAAAUGUUUCGUGGUGACUGUUCGUUGGACUCAGAGUUUCGGGAUUUGUGUGGUUUGUUCACCUAAGAAUUUCGGAUUUUGUAGUAAUUUCUAGAUCACCUAGAAAUUUCGUAGCUUUCGUAGUAAUCUCUAGAUUCUGAUUUCGGCACCUAGAAAUUUCGUAGCUUUCGUAAACCAAGAAUAGCAAAAUUUUUAAACCCGGCUGACAGUCUCAUAAGCGAACAUUUCACACAACUGAUUUAAAACCCAACGACCCUUUUCUGAGGGUACCAGGCUUACCGGUUACGCGUACGCGAGCGCAUCGCGUGAAUAGCGCCUGUCAGUCCUGUGUAUCGGUCGAUGGACACUCAGGACAGUAUCGUAGCAGGACUACGGAUGGAGGGAUAACCCAGACAACGCUAUUGUAGCACUGUUCUCGGCAUCGCAUGUAUCAGAUCUACUUAAUUUUAAUAAAGCCACAUUUCUGACAUUUACAGUUACAGUCCGGCUGUGUAGAAAAUAGGCAACUUUCAUCGUUUCAGUGAAGUUUAGCCCGCGAAAACAGACGUUUUUCCAGCGUUUUUUUCUUUGCUCGCUCAUCGCUACCUGGGGGGUCUGUGGGGAGGGGGGUUGGGGGCGAGGAGCGAGGUCAAACAGGGUACAAGACGUUUGAAACUGGAUUUAAAAUCACUUAAAUGCCUUUCCUUUUGUUCGUAUUUUUGUUCUUCUUAUUUUUUUAUUAUAAUUAUUCUUAUUAUUACACCUAGAAUUUUCUAUACAUUCUACGUCGCCCGAGAAAAUUCGAAGACAUUCUCACGAUAGAUAAAGUUUUCGGAGAAAAUUUGAAAGGACCCCUAAAAAUUUCGGCUAAGGGAAAAGCUCGUCAGGUAAUCUCACGUUUUCGGAAAGCUUUCACUGUAGGCUGUUAUUUUCGGGAAACGCGAAAAACAGCCCUAAAAAAUUCGAGAGGUUCAAACCACUCCUAGGACGACCGAACAGAUCAAAUUUUUUUAGCGAUGCGAAUUAUUCAUUUAUAUUGCUUUUAAAGCACUUCAGGAUGCAUAACGAGCCAUUUCAGAUCAUUUCCCAGAAAACGGUCGUUGGGUGCCCCUGCGUUUUGGAUGGGGAGCUAGGUAAACCUACUUCACUUCCGGUGGAAAAAAGUAUAAUGAUGUUUUCCGGUAUGUGUAUUCUUUGAGAAUGCGCAGAAAAAAAAACAAUUUAAGUCAAAAUCGUUCUCCUAUACUCGUACUCGUCCUCGAAUCUACAGCUAAAUCUUAAGGUCUCUCUGUUAGUGGAUUUUUAUCACUUAGAGAAUACUAUUCUAACUAUAAACACACUGCGGAAACAAUUGCACCCAGCUGAAGCUAAACCUGUACACUAACGAGUAUUAGAGUAUAUUUCCAGAAACCCCUUACUCCUAAAACAGUCGUGGAAAUUAUGUGAAAAAGAUUACCUAAACCUGUUGUGCCGUGACAACGUUUUCGGGAUCUUUUACUGUAAAACUAUUUAACUUGUUUUGUCAGUUUGCUUUUGCUUGUUGUGCUUGCUUGUUUGUUUGUUUGUUGUUAACGCUUGUUAACGUUUGUUUUGAUUAGGCGAUGGGACGAUAGAUUUUUUAGAGUUCCUAGAAGUUAUGGCGAGCAGGAUGGGUGAAAACUCGUUUGAAGAUGACAUGAGAGAAGCUUUUCAAAUGUUUGACCGAGACUGCAAUGGGUAUAUAUCCAAGAGAGAGUUAAAGUUCGUCAUGAUCAGCCUUGGUGAACAGAUUACUGAGGCUGCGGUGGAGAACAUGAUGAAAGAAGUCGACUUGGAUGGUGAUGGCAGAGUAAACUACGAAGGCGAGUAG
This is a messenger RNA of Porites lobata, 2148 nucleotides long. The record is from the annotation of a GenBank genome assembly. Lineage: Eukaryota; Metazoa; Cnidaria; Anthozoa; Scleractinia; Poritidae.